This is a messenger RNA of Folsomia candida, 823 nucleotides long. RefSeq lists its product as uncharacterized. The coding region runs from base 329 to 808 and encodes 159 amino acids. The record is from RefSeq and is a predicted model, not a curated record. The transcript has 2 exons. NCBI's taxonomy places the organism in Eukaryota, Metazoa, Arthropoda, Collembola, Entomobryomorpha, Isotomidae.
UCGAUAUACGUUCGAUUCGAUUCGAUUCGAUUUAUCGUAUUAUAAGCGCAUUCGUUUAGCAUGCAAAUAAAGAACCUGAAAACGAAUACGUUCGUUGGCGUCAUAUCGAAUGCGGAUAGAAUACGAUAUAGGAGUGUUUUGGAUCCCGUGGACUUUCUCCUCACGAUCGAAUUCAUAUCAUACACUGAUUAACGCAUCAAAAUCGCACCUCAUUUUUUCUCAUUCAUUCCGAAUACGAAUAGCAUUUUUAUAAAGAAUUAGAGGGAAACUUGAUCCACUCCAUGCGGCUCGCUCUUUCAUUCACUCAUCUGCCUCCAUCUUAUCCACAAUGGCAAGUGCAAAAUUUUCAGUUGUGAAUUUUUAUAAAGAGAAAAAAGUAGCAACGGUUUUGACUUCUUGGCUGGAUGCACGCUUGAAAUACUGCGCUUGGCCUUCUGGACCCUGUGCUGCCGACAAAUUAAAGACUUUUGCACCGCCUGAAAAAGCCUGGCCAAAGUAUCCUUGUAAACAUAUAAAAUUUGCAGACUCUUUAGAAGAAGCUAACCGCUACCGUGACAAGGCUCAAUUUCAGUCGGAGGUCGACUCGUCAGCGCCCGAGAGCCCCCACUUUUCCAAGACAAAACCCCGUCGUAAGAAGAUUCAAGUUAAAAAGCCAGCAUCGUUUUCUGCCGACCAGGAAUCGGACAGUCUCUCAUCGAACGAGGAAGAAAACGUCCCUACGACCAACUUUUUAAAUUUAGGUGGUGAGCAUUAUGCCAUAAUUUUAUCAAUUCUAAGUGCAUUUUUUCAAGUAUUAGUAUGCAUGUAAUAUAAUAACACACUG